AUGUUUUGGAGGGACCGUGAGAGAGAUAAUAAGGAUCAAAAUGGUGGACCACCUUGUGGUCAGGUUCGAGUUCUUGUUGUUGGCGACUCAGGUGUGGGUAAAACUUCACUUGUUCAUCUUAUUGUCAAAGGUUCUUCCACCGCUCGCCCUUCUCAGACAAUUGGAUGUACAGUUGGUGUGAAGCACAUUACUUAUGGUAAUUCUGGUAGCUCAUCAAGCAGUAUUAAAGGUGAUUCUGAGAGAGAUUUCUUUAUUGAACUCUGGGAUGUGUCAGGUCAUGACCGAUACAAAGAUUGCCGGUCUCUAUUCUAUUCUCAAAUUAAUGGGGUUAUUUUUGUUCAUGAUCUCUCCCAAAGAAGGACCAAAACAAGCUUGCAGAAAUGGGCAUCUGAUAUUGCUGCAACUGGAACAUUUUCAGCCCCUCUAAGUUCUGGAGGUCCUGGUGGUCUUCCUGUCCCUUAUAUUGUUAUUGGUAACAAAGCUGAUAUUGCUGCAAAAGAGGGUACGAGAGGAAGCAGUGGCAACCUUGUUGAUGCAGCACGACAGUGGGUCGAGAAGCAGGGCUUGCUUUCUUCCAGUGAGGAAAUUCCAUUGACAGAGAGCUUUCCUGGAAGCGGAGGCCAUAUUGCAGCUGCCAAAGAAGCAAGGUAUGAUAAAGAAGCUGUGGUAAAAUUUUUUCGAAUGUUGAUUAGGAGAAGAUAUUUUUCAGAUGAAUUACCUGCACCAAGUCCAUGGUCUGCUUCUCCAGUUCAGAGAUCUGUCCAGCGUUUAGAUGAAAAUAUAAGUGAUGAUGAUCCAUUUUACAAGACUACAAGCUUAGCAGGUGAUCCUUACAAAUACAAUAUGCUCCCUCCCCUGCCAGCUCAACGAAAUCUUACACCACCUCCAACACUUUACCCACAACAACCGGUUUUGGUCACUGAGAGUUACAGCUUUCCAAGAUUUCCCCUGGCUGGUUCCCAAGAAAUAAGCAACACAGCAAGAUCGAAGCGCAUGGAUAUUAAUGUUUGA
Molecule: messenger RNA, 1011 nt
Organism: Dovyalis caffra
Lineage: Eukaryota; Viridiplantae; Streptophyta; Magnoliopsida; Malpighiales; Salicaceae
Source: the annotation of a GenBank genome assembly